This is a messenger RNA of Struthio camelus australis, 1814 nucleotides long. NCBI's taxonomy places the organism in Eukaryota, Metazoa, Chordata, Aves, Struthioniformes, Struthionidae. The record is from RefSeq and is a predicted model, not a curated record.
CCUCCCCGUUCUCACGCUCCAGGCAGCGGGUGACGGGCUGUGGAAAACGUUUCCUGAGAACGCUUACGGUUCGUAAAAUCGCCCAAAAAGAGGUGGCGUGGCGUAAGAUGGAAGCAAUGUCAAGUGAAGUUAGCGCAGGGACCCGGGCAUCAGUACUUUGCGUUGCCUUGACAAAAUGGGUGUUACGGAAUCUUUUUUUGCACUGAAGUUGGAGCAGAGGAAGCCUCGACAUGAAUCCCCGCUCCCCAGCUCCAAGGGCGAGAGGUGAUAGCUACCUGAGCAUAAAGGACUCUAAAUCCCUUGAUACUUACAUUCAGAACACGCUCUCUGCGUUGUACCCACCUUUUGAGGCCACAGCUGCCACUGUCCUCUGGCAGCUCUUCAACAUAGUGGAAAAGCUGUAUCAAGGAGACGGCCUCAGAUGCCUAAUUGACUUCCUUGUUCCUGCUAAGAGAACCUUACAGUGUGUUCAGCGAGAAACAUGUGCUAAAUACACUGGCCUCAUCUUCUAUCAUGAAGGCUGGCCAUUGUGCAUCCAUGAAAAAGUAGUGAUACAGUUAGCAUCGCUCCACAGAGUUCGCCUGAAACCAGGAGAUUUUUACUUACAAGUAGUACCUGCCGGGAAGCAGCUGGUAAAGCUAGUUUUAAAAUGCCUCUCCAGAUGUGGGCAAGGAAUGGAAGAAGUUGCUAUACCUGAAACGAUGUAUGGCUGCAUUUUUACAGUAGCAUUUUUGGAAAAGUUGAAUUGUGAAAGAGAGACUUUUCCCCUGAAGAGCUGCUUACUGACGACUGGCUCAGCUGUCUAUAGAACCCCAUGGAAGAACAUAAUUAAUCCCAUCUUUGUUCCCACAACCGAAACCAUCCUGUGCAAUUACUCUGGUAAUCUCUUUGAUCGGCUGAUUAGUAAUAAUACUGAUGUUAGAGCCCUGACCCAGACCAUGGAAAGCAACAGCUCGUGUGACAGUUCCACUUCCAAUGACACAGGCUCCACGGUGAUAGAAGCCACUGGGACAAAGCAUCGCAGCAGCCUCGAUAGUGCUGUGCUGAGUUCGGUUCCUACCUCGGAAAACAGCCCUGCAUUAGAGUGCUGUAAGGCUUCUGAUGAGAAAAUCGAAGAUGACUGUGUCAGUCUUGGUGUAUGCUCAGAGGCUUGGUCCAGCGCGAAAGACAGAGCUGUUGGGCCUGCAAAGGACCUUGUGUUUUUAAAAGAUGAGGCGUUAUCACCCCUUGUGGAAAAGAAGAGUCACGUGAAAAGCAUAACUUUUGAUACAGAUGUGAACAGGUCAUGUCCAACAGGGCAACAGCUCAGGGAUUCUUCAUGUUUUGAGGCAAGACGCUUAUUUAGGAAGUCGUACAUAGAAGCGCUGCAGAACCCCAUGAACGUCAGUUUUAGUUCAGAGGAGUCAUUUGCAGAAGAGGAGUCUUCAGAGCACGUGAUGGACUCGUGUGCUGUGAAUGAAGGCAAAACUCGUGAGAAACAGGCUGAAAAGGGAAACUUCCUUUCCAAUAGGCUCAUUCCAAAGGAUGAAAUGAAAGAAGACGUAAGCCUUGUUGAUUCUCCCCUGGCUUUUAAAAAACUGCUUUUACCUCCUGAAACUCUGUCAAUAGUAGACUGCAAGGCUGGGCCGAGACACUCUCGCUCUUUGGACAGGGCGCGCAAAGGUCCACAUGUUACAGAUCAGAGAACUGAUAAGUUAUUGCACGACGUGCCAGACGGAAACCCUAAGAAGUUGUUAAAUGGAUGUGUUUUAAGGCCAGGAAAAUUGGACCACAAGCACAGCAAAGGGGAAGAAGGCUUUUAUCAGCAGAGCUGA